Aspergillus clavatus NRRL 1 is the source of this 348-nucleotide messenger RNA. RefSeq lists its product as uncharacterized. Lineage: Eukaryota; Fungi; Ascomycota; Eurotiomycetes; Eurotiales; Aspergillaceae. The record is from RefSeq and is a predicted model, not a curated record. The transcript has 3 exons. The coding region runs from base 1 to 348 and encodes 115 amino acids.
AUGGCCAACUAUGAUGCCGUGACUAUGACCCGACGAGGCACGGUCCUGUUCAUGAGACGGCUAUGUCCUUGGUUCCUGGUUACGGCGGAUGAUCUGGAUACAGGCCACAUCACCAUCGUCGAGUCAAGCGCAACGGCCAAGUCCGGAAAUCCUUCCGUCGACGGGCUCGCAAUAUGUGGCCUGGACCUUGCGCAGGUGGAAUGGGACGAGGUUGGUGGGGGAGAUGAGAAGAACUCCGAUCUGGAUAUGACCCAACCUGUGAUCGAUAUCCUGGAAGAAGCCAAGGCCCGUCGCGAGUUUCUCUUCGGCUUUGAUGGCGCCUGUUUCCUUGGAGUGUCCAGUGGCUGA